This is a messenger RNA of Anopheles nili, 5997 nucleotides long. RefSeq lists its product as uncharacterized. Gene Ontology annotation, molecular function: acetylcholinesterase activity. Bases 1 to 5997 code for a protein of 1998 amino acids. Gene Ontology annotation, biological process: choline metabolic process; acetylcholine catabolic process in synaptic cleft. The record is from RefSeq and is a predicted model, not a curated record. The transcript is spliced from 20 exons. Lineage: Eukaryota; Metazoa; Arthropoda; Insecta; Diptera; Culicidae. Gene Ontology annotation, cellular component: plasma membrane.
AUGGCGUUCAAUCAGAAAAAUCCUCCAUGGCAACGGAAUGCUGGACAUCAGAAUAUGACCAACAUGCAGGCCAUCGUUAGCUUUCCCCAAGCGCAGCCUGUGUAUAACAGCAUAGGUAUGCAACAGCAACAACAGCAGCAGCAACAACAACAGCAGCAGCAACAACAACAGCAAAAUAUCUCUAUUUUACCGCAGAUUGGCAUACAACAGUCGGCAAUUUAUUCCCAAACCGUACAAUAUCCGACCUCUCGUCCAAUUAACGCCAUCGGCUUUCAAAAUCAACCACAAUCACAACCAACACAGCAAGCCGCUGUCAACCAAAAUUCGCCGAAAUUUAAUCCGAACAAAUGCGCCUUCAGUGGUACUGGGCUCGUGACGAAGCUUCAGAACGAUUACGGUAUCAUUGACGAUCAAGUGUUUUUUCACACUAGUACUUGCGUGAAAGGCAUUCUGCCGAAAGUUGGAGAUCGUGUCCUUGUUGACGCAGCGUACAACACGAACAUGCCGUUCAAGUGGAACGCAUCUCGUGUUCAGGUUCUGCAGGCUCAAAACAUGAACUCCUCCUCGACAACGCAUUCGAAUUCGUCGUCUACACGGUCGCAUGCUCCAACCUAUGGAAAUUCCGUCUCGCAGAAUGCGUCCGAAUCACGUUCGAACGUACGCAACCGAUAUAGUACUCCGUCACGGAAGUCUCCGGAGCGAAACGUGCAUCGGUCGUCCAACUCGCGCUCGAAAGAUGAUUUUGAUGAUUCUGACCGGAGAAGAAAGCGUGAUGAUCGCGACUCAGACAGAGGUUCAUAUCGCGAAAAGCCACGUGCCCGUUCACCGGAACGUGGUCGCGAAAGGGAACGCAGUCCGGUUAAGAAGCACUCACCCAAACGGGCUCGUCUCUGCUCGGUACCGUCUUACAUGGUACAGGUACCGAAGCAAUUGUUGCCCAUAACAAGUGCCAGCAUCCUUGAGUUGCGCGCGCGUUAUCCCAAGCUCUACAUCCCGUCCGACUUUUUCCUGGCCGAAGUAGGAUGGCCCAAAGCUUUCCCUCCUAACUCGCCAUUGUUGUUACACACGGGUUGCUACUUCCACGUGUUCAACAAAGAAGUCGAGAGGCCGUUACCGCUCGAUCAGGCCAUUAUGGACCCGCCCGAUGCAGAUUAUCUGUACAGCGUUAAGGUGAUGCUUAUGAGCACGCCGGACAUGAUGGAGAUAUAUCGGAACUGCUUUUUUCGAAACGACAAGGAGCGUCGUGAAGAGACGCGCAAUUAUCUUCACCCGACGCGUAUGGUUAACUUCUUGGUUGGCACGCGCGGCAAAAAUGAAUCGAUGGCAAUUGGCGGACCAUGGUCGCCUUCGCUGGACGGUUUGCAUCCGUAUUCCGAUCCUAAGGUGCUAAUGCGAACUGCCAUUCGAACUUGCAAAGCGCUAACUGGGAUUGACUUGUCGGCGUGUUCACUCUGGUACCGUUUCGUGGAUAUCUAUUACCGUCGCACUGAGUCCUACCAUAAGGGUCGUUUGAUUCCGCCACGCGUUGAAACGGUGGUCAUAUUUCUGCCCCGUAUGAGUGCCUGCAUACCGACGGAAAAGCAGUGGGAUAAGAUUCAACAGAGUUACCAACUUCAUUUGGAACGCAUUAUUAAAAGUAGCAACUCUAGCAGCAACAGUAAUAGCGUUGGCGAUGGCGGCGAUGGUGGUGGCACCAGCGGUCAGGAAGUCCCAGCGAUAACCGACUCGCUGGCACAGGUCACACAGAGUUCUAGCAGCACGGAUGAUGCUGCCAAGUCCACGGUGCCCGCCAAUGCGGCGGAGCCGUCGGAAACGGUAGCAGCAGAACAGGAGCAGCAACAGCAGGAACAGCAACAAUCGCAGCCGAACGCGAGCAUGGUAUCUUCGACAGCAGUGAACGUAGCAGAGGCAGAUGCAGAACAGCAAAAAGCGGCAGUCGUCGAUCCAGCAAUCGAGCAGGAGCUAAACGCUCCAGCCACUCGGACAGGCAACAGCAGCACGUCUACAGCAACCUUAAUAAUGGUAACGAAUACCACCACCGAAAGCAGCUCUACACCAGAUUCUGAUACCGACCAUUUGCUGAUGGAAUACAAAAAGAUGAAGGUGGUUGAAUUGAAGGCGGAGCUAACAAAUCGCAAUCUUCCGACAGAUGGAGUGAAAGCAGUUCUGCUAGCUCGCUUGUCCGACGCCAUCUUAGAGGAAAAGCAAACCCAGCAUGCUCCCCGAAUAAAGGAAGAAGAGCCUGAAGUAAAACAACACUUCAACUUGGAGAUAGAUGAGUCAAAACUAACAGAGACCGAACAGACAGAGGCAGAAUCGAACAUUACACAGUCUGAGGAAGACGUCGAAAUGACGGAUGUGUCUGAAAAGCAAAAAGAUCCAGAAGAGAAGCCGGUCACAAAUGUAGCAUCGAAAUCCCAAACCAAUGACGACAGCAGCGAUGCAGCAAAAUCGGACACUAAGCAGCAACCAUCGGUCCCACGCAAAAAAGAGCAUCCCGUGAAGUUGACUGACAAGGACAAACAAAACCUGGAGCGGUGGUACACGACGCCUAAGGAACCGCACGUGGUCGUGCAUCCGUCACGGGCCGCCAAAUCGGGCAAGUUUGACUGCUCUACAAUGUCACUAUCGGUGCUACUAGACUAUCGACCGGAGGAUACGAAGGAACACUCUUUCGAGGUGGCCUUAUUUGCUGAGCUGUUUAACGAUAUGUUGGCGCGCGAUUUCGGAUUCAAGAUCUAUGCAGAGCUGCACAAGCUGGCGCUGGAGAAAGAAGGGUCCAAGAAGGACGGAACCGGCGACGAUUCGAAACCCGGGACGGAGGGAGUCGAUGGAAGCAACGGGGAAGACGGCAAAGUAGCCGCUGAAAAAGCUGACAAUGCGAAGAACAAGAAUAACGCAGAAGAAAAAGAGCAAAACGACCGUAAGCGACGUCGGCGCAGCGGAGAGGAUGAUCUCCGCUCGAAACCGGAAACAGAUCCUGCUCGGUUUUAUACCGUGCAACCGGACUUGCUGCUUGCAUUCAUCUACUUUGACGUGACGCAAUGCGGUUUCAUGUAUGAAAAGGAUAUCGUGGAGCUGAUUUACACGCUAGGGUUGAACCUUUCUCGGUCGCAGAUUCGCAAAACCGUUGGCGAUGCCACCGCAUCUCGCCAUUCGCUGUACUAUCGACAGCUCACUGACAAGGUUGUAGAUGCAGACAAACCAGCUGGUAAGAAAACGAUUGACGACGAAUCGAACAGUACACCUGCAGAAGGUGAAUCGGCAGCUCCUGGUCCGGAAAUCCGGGACAGUCCAUCCGAGCAGCAGGCAUUGGAAGUUGCUCGAGGAAACACAGAUUUCAUAAACCAGUUACAAGCUAGUGUGCUGCAAAUCGUAAACGGGCUUGAGAAGGAACAACAGCGGGCAUUAAAAAAAGAGCAGAGCGAUCCAGAUGAACUUCCAUCGACAUCAGACGGAUUGGUGGAGUAUAAUGGAUCCAUCGUCGAUGUUGGGAAGUGCCUAGAGCAGGCAAGGCUCACCGAACAAGCUCGAGAGCAGGCAGAGAAAUCAUUGGAAAUGAUAAAAAAUCUGAAUGAAGAGUUAACUACCAGCAACACACGCUCUACUCAGCACAUCAGUGAGUUGCAAGCCGAUUUGAAAAAUGCAAAGAAGAAAUUGGGCGACAAUGACCAAACCAUUCGCGAUUUAACGCGCAAGAACGCGGAAUAUCAUUUGAUCAUCAGCAACGUCUAUGACCGCGUACGCCCGGUUGUUCAUCAACCGGAUCGGAAAAGAUCUACUUCAACAGUUUCAACAUCCAAACGAGGAAACUCAAAAGAAAAGUCUUCGGCAGCGAGCAAAGAUAAUGUCCAAGACGCCAAAAAGGUCGCGGUCGCAGAGGUAGAAAAGGAGAAGAAUAGUAAAAGUGCAGCGCAAGUCGAGCAGAAUGCAGAAGUUCAACAGGACGUUGCAUCGAGCGUCGUAGGCAACACAAACGAAGCGGAAUCCGUGGAUAAUGCGGAUGCGGCGAAGGGCGAUCAGGAAUCUAUCAAACGACAGGCAAGCAAAACCGACCACCCAAAGAUGGUCCUGAGCCAAUGCAUUCGACGACCGCACGUCAACGUGUGUAUGCUGCUACUUGGAGCAACUGUGAUAUGUCCUGCGUACGGAAUAAUCGAUCGAUUGGUGGUGCAAACCAGCAGCGGCCCUAUACGAGGACGUUCAACUAUGGUACAAGGGCGUGAGGUACACGUCUUCAACGGUGUUCCGUUUGCGAAGCCCCCGGUGGAUAGUUUACGGUUCAAGAAGCCCGUUCCAGCCGAACCAUGGCACGGAGUGCUUGAUGCAACCAGAUUACCUCCAUCAUGCAUACAGGAAAGAUACGAAUAUUUCCCUGGCUUCGCUGGCGAAGAAAUGUGGAAUCCCAACACGAAUGUUUCGGAAGAUUGUUUGUAUCUUAACAUUUGGGUGCCAACCAAGACACGUCUUCGACAUGGAAGGGGUCUGAAUUUCGGAAGCAACGACUACUUCCAGGACGAUGAUGACUUUCAACGCCAGCACCAGUCUAAGGGAGGUCUGGCCAUGCUUGUUUGGAUCUACGGUGGCGGGUUCAUGAGCGGCACUUCUACCUUGGAUAUUUACAACGCCGAGAUACUUGCAGCUGUCGGGAAUGUCAUCGUAGCCUCGAUGCAGUACCGUGUGGGUGCUUUCGGGUUUUUAUAUCUCGCUCCGUACAUCAACGGGUAUGAGGAGGAUGCCCCAGGUAACAUGGGUAUGUGGGACCAAGCUAUGGCUAUACGAUGGCUGAAGGAGAACGCGAAGGCUUUUGGUGGCGAUCCGGAUCUGAUCACGCUGUUUGGGGAAUCCGCCGGUGGCAGCUCCGUGAGCCUUCAUCUGUUAUCUCCUGUUACACGUGGUUUGUCGAAGCGUGGUAUUUUACAGUCAGGUACGCUGAACGCUCCCUGGAGUCAUAUGACUGCUGAGAAGGCUUUGCAGAUUGCGGAAGGUCUCAUCGACGACUGUAACUGCAAUCUCACAAUGCUGAAGGAAUCGCCAAGCACUGUUAUGCAAUGUAUGAGAAAUGUCGAUGCAAAGACCAUCUCGGUUCAGCAGUGGAACUCGUACUCCGGGAUUCUAGGAUUUCCAUCAGCUCCUACCAUCGAUGGAGUAUUUAUGACCGCCGAUCCCAUGACCAUGUUGCGCGAGGCGAAUUUAGAAGGAAUUGAUAUUUUAGUCGGCAGCAACCGUGACGAGGGAACCUACUUCUUGUUGUACGAUUUUAUUGAUUACUUUGAAAAAGAUGCGGCCACGUCGUUACCACGUGAUAAGUUUUUGGAAAUUAUGAACACGAUUUUCAACAAAGCUUCGGAGCCGGAGCGUGAGGCCAUUAUUUUCCAGUACACGGGUUGGGAAAGCGGCAACGAUGGCUACCAAAAUCAGCAUCAAGUUGGCCGAGCAGUUGGUGACCAUUUUUUCAUUUGUCCUACCAACGAGUUUGCCCUCGGCCUUACGGAACGUGGUUCGUCGGUGCAUUAUUACUAUUUUACUCACCGUACUAGCACUUCUCUGUGGGGCGAAUGGAUGGGUGUGUUGCAUGGUGACGAGGUGGAGUACAUUUUUGGCCAGCCGAUGAAUGCAUCACUUCAGUAUCGACAGCGAGAAAGAGAUUUAAGUAGGCGAAUGGUUCUGUCAGUGAGCGAAUUCGCUCGAACAGGAAACCCAGCCCUGGAAGGUGAACAUUGGCCGCUCUACACGAGAGAAAAUCCAAUCUACUUCAUCUUCAACGCUGAGGGUGAGGAUGAUUUACGAGGCGAAAAGUACGGUCGUGGGCCGAUGGCGACUUCUUGCGCGUUUUGGAACGAUUUUUUACCCCGAUUGCGGGCUUGGUCAGUGCCAUCGAAGAGUCCAUGCAAUUUGCUUGAGCAAACGUCGAUGGCAGCCAGCACGGCUAAAACGAUGCCUCUAGCUGUGAUGUUGCUGAUUUUGAUCCUGUCGACAUGGUUGGCGACUAACUAA